Phodopus roborovskii (desert hamster) is the source of this 2789-nucleotide messenger RNA. It is a transcript of the gene Stx2, whose product is annotated as syntaxin 2. Gene Ontology annotation, molecular function: SNARE binding; SNAP receptor activity. The coding region runs from base 157 to 1026 and encodes 289 amino acids. The record is from RefSeq and is a predicted model, not a curated record. Lineage: Eukaryota; Metazoa; Chordata; Mammalia; Rodentia; Cricetidae. The transcript is spliced from 11 exons. Gene Ontology annotation, cellular component: SNARE complex; endomembrane system; synaptic vesicle. Gene Ontology annotation, biological process: intracellular protein transport; exocytosis; synaptic vesicle fusion to presynaptic active zone membrane.
AGAGCGCGGGCGCGGUUGCCGUGGUAGCGCCAGCCCGAGGGAGGGCGGCGGCGCGGGGCCAGGACCCCGGCUGGCAGAGAGGCGGCGACGCGGCCACCCGAGAGUGUGCGGCCGGGCAGCUGAGAGGCGGGCGCCCCGCCCUGCUGGCUGGUGGGGAUGCGGGACCGGCUGCCCGACCUCACGGCGUGUAGGAAAAACGACGAUGGAGACACUACUGUCGUGGUUGUUGAAAAGGACCAGUUCAUGGAUGAUUUCUUCCAUCAGGUGGAGGAGAUUCGAAGCAGCAUAGCCAGGAUUGCUCAGCACGUGGAAGACGUGAAAAAGAACCACAGCAUCAUCCUUUCUGCCCCAAACCCAGAAGGAAAAAUAAAAGAUGAUCUGGAAGACCUGAACAAAGAGAUCAAGAAAACAGCUAACCGGAUCCGAGGCAAGCUGAAGUCUAUUGAGCAGAGCUGUGAUCAGGAGGAGAGUGGGAACCGAACUUCGGUGGACCUGCGGAUACGGAGGACUCAGCACUCGGUGCUGUCCCGGAAGUUUGUGGAAGUCAUGACAGAGUACAACGAAGCGCAGAUCCUGUUUCGGGAGCGAAGCAAAGGCCGCAUCCAGCGCCAGCUAGAGAUCACUGGGAGGACCACCACUGACGAUGAGCUGGAGGAGAUGCUGGAGAGUGGGAAGCCAUCCAUCUUCAUCUCGGAUAUUAUAUCGGAUUCACAAAUUACUAGGCAAGCUCUCAACGAGAUCGAGUCACGUCACAAAGACAUCAUGAAGCUGGAGACCAGCAUCCGAGAGCUGCACGAGAUGUUCAUGGAUAUGGCCAUGUUCGUGGAGACCCAGGGUGAAAUGGUCAACAACAUCGAGAGAAAUGUGAUGAAUGCUGCAGACUAUGUCGAACACGCCAAGGAAGAAACCAAGAAAGCCAUCAAAUAUCAGAGUAAAGCCAGGCGGAAAAAGUGGAUAAUUGCUGCUGUUGCGGUGGCUGUCAUUGCUGUCCUGGCUCUAAUCAUUGGCUUGUCGGUUGGCAAAUGAUUGCGUAGAUGGCGCUGGGUGCUUGCCUCUCCCUCAGGGUGGCAAAGGUGAUGUUCGUCCUCAUUUGUGUAGUCACUUUGCUUGUGAUCCUUGGAAUUAUCCUAGCAGCAGCAUUGUCAUAGCAACCACACCCCAAGAGCUCUUUGUCCUCAGAGACUCCGACCACGUCUGCAGCGGAAUCAGUGUCCUGUCCUUCCACAUGUGAUCUCAGACCUUAGGGCUAGCGCUGAGUGCGGAGGCUUGUAUUGGUGAUGAAGAAUGGAGCGCCACAGAGGUUUCAUACCAUGAAAACACCAGGAGCCAAGCGGAUGCAGCAUGCCAGUCCAGAUGGCCUUGGGCUCUGAAGGAUGCCACAGAGAUUUCACAAUGGUGGCCUUGUCUCAGUAGCCCUGAAAUAGGAAUGAUUGAAAAAUCCAACUUUUUUUUUUCUUUAAAGAUGUCAGUGUUACAAAUGUGUGUGCAGUUUAAUUAGGGUGUGCUCUGUGCUCUCUUGGCUGACAGUGAUAAUGAAGAGAUUUUGCACUGGGCCUGAUUUCUGUUCAUGUCUUGCUUGCAGAAUCACCAUGGAACUGUUUUGUAAGGUAGCUGUAAUUUUAAAUAGCCAUAAAUUAAAUUCCUUAAUAUAUUAACAUCGAACCCCCUUUUUCUAAGCUAGACACUGCCUUGGGAAGGACAAUGGGCAGGCCCUAGGCAGCCAUGUACAGGAAAACCUGGUCUCGCAGCCCUCGGGGCCUUUCUUGGGGGCUCUCUGGUGACCCUGCCCUAGGAAGUGUAAGGGUCUGAAGAGUCACUGGCUCACUUCUACCUGCUACAUCGUGGAGGUGACACACAGUCGUGUGCUGCACUCACGUUGGUCUCUUCCCCACUCACUGGUGCUGCUAGAGUCUCAAGGCAAGAUGGCGACGACGAUGGAGUCAAGACUGGUGCUCACUGAAGCCAUUCUUGGUCAGCAUCUGAAGGACCAGCAUCUCAGCUGAACCCCCACCAGUGCCCAGAGUCCCUGAGAAACUGUGAUAGGCGGUGUGAAGAUGUGGGCUGUUUUACACUGGUGAGUGAGGUACCCAGGGAUGGCCUAUCUGCCUGCUGAGCAUGUGAAGGACACCAAGCCUGGUGGACUCCGCCAACUGCGGACUGUGUGUGUGGAUGCUCACUCAGUCCCAGCCUCCUUUGGUUGGAUCUGACCUAGCCAUGCUGAUUCAGAACACCAAGCCUGAGGGAUCCUGAACCAUUCGGAAACCCACCACCUCUCUAGUGGUGAAUGUCACUCACUCACCUCACACCUCCCAGCCUGACACCCCAUGUGCCUAGAGCGACUGCAGGAGGCUGGCCUGUGUGUUCUGGUCUAGAGCUAGCCUGUAGUGGAGACACUCCUGCCUGGAAGCUUCCUGAAAGCUCUGAAGACAGAGCUGUGUUUGUGCAGCUCCACCCACCCCCGCUCUGCUUCAGUGCCUUUGAAUUUAGCUGCAGAGUUCCCGGCACUCGUGGCCGGGUUUCCUUCAAGUUCAGCCUGAGUCCUUGGCCUGCGAUGCGCUCCUCACUUUGUGCUCUGGUGGCCUCUCCACCAAGCAGGUGCCUGAAUGUGGCUUUCUGGUGAAGCAGGGGUGUGUGGUUGAGGGAGUCAGUCCUCAGGAUGUAUUUCUAUGUUGACGUCACAGCCUGUUUCAAAAUACAUUUACAGAUUGUGUUGUUUUCUUCAGAUUUCUUUCAAGGAUUUCUUCAGAAAUUUUGUGUUUACAUUAAAAAGUUCUCCAAGAAGCAAAUGA